CUAAGAAUCGAGUCACACUACGAACAUUAAUUUCGAAGAAAAGUUUAUACUUGUUCUUUGUAAUAUAACAAUAACCAUGAUUUCACAUAAAAAUUUAAUAAUAUUAACAGUGCUAUUUGAAAUUACAAUAUUCAGUAACGGAGAAAAGACUACAGAAGAAAUAAAACAAUGCAAGAAACAUUUAGAAAUUAUGGGGUUUAAUCUUGAAUCUGGAUUUUAUAAUUAUAAUUAUGUAUUGCAAUUUGAAAACGUUGAAAAACUUAUAAAUCACGUGAAAACAAGAAUUACCGUUGAAAAUGGUACUAUUAAGCCUGUGCCCAAACAAACUGCGAUUGUUAAUGAUGUGACUUUACCAGGAACAAUUGGUCAUUUACAUACCAUUUAUAAGAAAAUUAAUGACGCAAGAGAUACCGAAUUGGAAGAAAUCAUAAUGACUCCAAAUCAAUUUUGUACUUUCUAUUAUGAACAUAGAGAAAAAAGUAAGCCAGCAUAAAAAUCGUUUUUAGAAUAAUUGCAUUAAAAUUUUAAGGGCGAUUUGCUACACCUAUGGUAAUCUGGUAAACUAGUAAAUCAGUGUUCCCAGUAGAAAAAUAAUUCCCAUUAUUCUAUUUUUCUAGCAAGUAGAUAGGCAAUUAUCUAUUUGUAAACACUGUAAAGGUGAUAAACAUAUUUAUGACAGUCUAUUAGUCAAAGGUCCGGGCAAAAAUGUAAAAAUUAACAACAACAGAGUUUACAAACAAAAAUAAUUAAACAUUUUUGUUAUAUAUGUGGAUGGUGUAUCGUUUUGCCUACAAAUUUAACAGAUUUUUUUUGUGUGUCUCUUCUGAUUAUUCUAUGUUUGUAGAUUAAAUAUAUUUAACUCAAAAACGUGAUAUCAGACAUAAAAGGAAAAAAAAAGCUCGUAAUUUUAAAUCCAAUGAAUCCCACAUGAUUUUGUAAUUUAAAAUGUAAAAGAUUAUCUAUUAUAAAUGUGAUACCUACUUAUCUGAAAUAAAAUACUAUUGACAAAAUAAAUUGUCUUAUUAUAAACUAUAGUACUCCAAAGUAAGUAAACUUAAAAUUCGUAUUUUAUUUUUUAUACAAUAUAAUUUAUCACAUAUACGAAAAUGUAUUAAUAAUUGUUGUUCGGAAAAAAUGCUAGUAAUUAAAGAAGUUAUAUUGAACAAUAUAGGUUCUUGAGACAACAAAAAAAUAUCUCACCCACCCCGUUACUGUAAAUCCAUUUUUAUAAUGAUAAAUGUCAAAGAUAACUAUGCAUAAAUAACACUACUCAGAUAAUAAUUUGUGUUAUAAUUACAGAUCGUAUAGGUAAGUCAGCAUAAAAUUCGUAUUUCUGUUUUAACAUAAAAAUGUAUCAAUAUAAAAUGAUUUAUUAAUUGUAAUUCGAACAAAUGUAUUGUAUUCAAAAAUUUGGAUUAAAUAUUAUGAUUGUAGGUAUAAACUACUACGAAUUAACUUGAGUAAAUUGAGAGUAAAUAAUUGACAUAUUGACAAACCAAUACCUAAGACUUGUAGGUACUGAUAUUUUAGUGAUUAGAUAUUUUAAAUUAGGUUAAUAUUAUACGUUGUAGUGGAAUGUUUGAAGUCUCAACAGUUUAUACUUAUUAAAUUACAAUAUCAAAAUGCAUACCCACAGAAGAAAAAUCAUUAUUUACUUAGAAUUAUCCAAUAUAUUUAUAACAUACUAUAUUAAAUCAUAGGUAUUUUUACUCUACAGACACUCUCUUUUUUUUAUUUAGAUAACUAUACUGAGAACGAUGGUUAAGCCAGAAUUUGGCGGUCGGAAUUAGUUUCGAAGUCAUGGCUUAAUGAAGUUCGCUAUUUUACGAUUUGUUUCGCUCUUACCUAGAAAUCCUUGCCCCUUCCCCCCAGGUUUGCUAUUUAAGUACUGGAAUAUUUGGAAGCCGAGCACCCAUCGAACGAAUGGUCGCAGGAUCUAGAGUUUGGUGACCGGAGCCGGUAUGCAAAAGGAAGUCUCUUGAUAUUUGCAACUGGACCUGUUGUCUAAUUAUCGCAAAAUUAGUUUUAAUCCAUUAGUAUAGUGUAUAGAUAAUUAGAGCAUUGAUCGUUUGUGUAAAAACUCAGAAUCUGAAACUUCCAUAGCAAAUAACUUCAAAAUGAAGUCUGGAUAUCUAAUAUUGAUAUCACAGUUGUUCUUAACUCGUUGAAGUACAUAGGAUUCAAAAAAAAACAAAAUCAAUAUUCGUAGCGGCAGUAACCUAAAGUAAUGCUCGAAUUCCUUAAAUUCGCAAAUAUAGCAUACUUCAUUAAGCUAUAACUUCAAGACUAUGUUUGACCGUGAAAUUCUGACUUCACUAUCAUUCUCAUUAUAGUUAAUUUAAUAAAUCUAAAAAAAAUAAAGGGUGUCCGGUAAAGUAACAAUGUUCCAAAUCAUAUUGUAACAUAUUAUCGUUAUUUUUAACUAGGUGGUAGGUACUGUAAGAAUAACUUAGAUUUAGACAAUCCAAAUAAUAUUUCAGGGAGAAGCAUUGUAUAGGCUUGUGAUUUAACCCUAGUUAACUCAAAACUGUGAUAUCAUAAAUAUUACAAUGUAAUCUGAUAUAACAAAAAUAAACCCAAUUUUUUCAUUGUAAAUCCAAUAGAUACAGUCUACAUUAUUUUAAUAUUUAAAAUUUGAAGGAAUAGGUACCAAUGUAAGGACAACAACUAACUUAAAUAAUACUUUAAAUACUGUUAUACUAUUUCAGGAGAAAAUAUUAAGCCAGCAUUAAAAUCUUAUUUUAAAAUAUUUAUAAUGGUGAUUUGCUAUGGUAAACUAGUGUUCCUGGUAGAAAAUUAAUUCCCAUUAUUCUUUAUUUCUAGCAAGUAGAUAGGCAAUUAUCUAUUUGUAAACACUGUAAAGGUGAUAAACAUAUUUAUGACAGUCUAUUAGUCAAAGGUCCGGGCAAAAAUGUAAAAAUUAACAACAACAGAGUUUACAAACAAAAAUAAUUAAACAUUUUUGUUAUAUAUGUGGAUGGUGUAUCGUUUUGCCUACAAAUUUAACAGAUUUUUUUUGUGUGUCACUUCUGAUUAUUCUGAGAUUGUAGAUUAAAUAUAUUUAACUCAAAAACGUGAUAUCAGACAUAAAAGGAAAAAAAAGCUCGUAAUUUUAAAUCCAAUGAAUCCCACAUGAUUUUGUAAUUUAAAAUGUAAAAGAUUAUAUAUUAUAAAUGUGAUACCUACUUAUCUGAACUAAAAUACUAUUGAAAUAAUAAAUUGUCUUAUUAUAAACUAUAGUACUCCAAAGUAAGUAAACUUAAAAUUCGUAUUUUAUUUUUUAUACAAUAUAAUUUAUCACAUAUACGAAAAUGUAUUAAUAAUUGUUGUUCGGAAAAAAUGCUAGUAAUUAAAGAAGUUAUAUUGAACAAUAUAGGUUCUUGAGACAACAAAAAAUAUCUCACCCACCCCGUUACUGUAAAACCAAUUUUAUAACAAUAAAUGUCAAAGAUAACUAUGCAUAAAUAACACUAUUCAGAUAAUAAUUUGUAUUAUAAUUCCAGAUCAUUUAGGUAAGUGAGCAUAAAAUUCGUAUUUUUGGUUUAACAAUGAAAUGUAUCAGUAUAAAAAAAAUUAUUAAUCGUAAUUCAAACAAAUUUCUUGUAUUUAUAAAAUUUGUAUUAAAUGUUAUGAUUGUAGGUAUAAACUACUACGAAUUAACUUGAGUAAAUUGAGAGUAAAUAAUUGCCAGCUUGACAAACCAAUACCUAAGACUUGUAGGUACUGAAAUUUUAGAGAUUAGAUAUUUUAUAUUAGGUUAAUAUGAUACGUUGUAGUGGAAUGUUUGAAGUCUCAACAGUUUAUACUUAUUAAAUUACAAUAUCAAAAUGCAUACCCACAGAAGAAAAAUCAUAAUUUACUUAGAAUUAUCCAAUAUAUUUAUAACAUACUAUAUUAAAUCAUAGGUAUUUUUACUCUACAGACACUCUCUUUUUUUUUAUUUAAAUAACUAUAAUACUGAGAACCUAGGCAUCCUUACCCCUCCUGGCCUCCCCCCAGGUUUACUAUUUAAUUACUGGCAUAUUUGGGAGCCGAGCAUCCAUCCAAUGAAUGGUCCGCAGCACCUCGAGUUUUGCGACCGGAGCCGGUAGGCGAAAGUGUAUAGAUAAUUAGAGCAUUGAUCGUAUGUGUAAAAACUCAGAAUCCGAAACUUCCAUAGCAUAUAACUUCAAAAUGAAGUCAGGGUAUCUAAUUUUGAUUGCACAGUCGUUCUUAACUCGUUGAAGUUCAUGCGUUUCAAAAAAAAA
This is a messenger RNA of Acyrthosiphon pisum (pea aphid), 4247 nucleotides long. RefSeq lists its product as uncharacterized. The record is from RefSeq and is a predicted model, not a curated record. The transcript has 10 exons. The coding region runs from base 77 to 493 and encodes 138 amino acids. NCBI's taxonomy places the organism in Eukaryota, Metazoa, Arthropoda, Insecta, Hemiptera, Aphididae.